AUGGAGUACUUGACAGUGGCCGUAGUAAACACACGGUAUUUGACGGCGCCUAUUAUCGUUAGUCAAACGAUCGGACGCAGCGGACCAUCAGCAGCAACAGUGAUUACCGCAGACUUCCUGUCUACAUGUACAGAUUGCGCCAUCAUACUGCGAACGACCUUAGCCAAUCAACCAUCCGGAGAGCCAAGUUCCGAACGAGUUGUGGAGAAUAGAAGGGGAACGCACACGGCAGAAAGCUUGUUUCUAGCAUGUGGCCUGUCAGCCCUAAUUGCCCUAGUGAUAGGCUCAUUUGUCACAUAUCGUGUCACUCGUGCUCGUGUUCUUGCUGAAGCUCAUCACUCGGCAAGUUCGACAAGCGGCUCGGACUAUGAUAGCUUUGGUCGAGCGCGAUUAACAAGGCAUGAUUCUCUAACGACGGCAGCGAAAAUCGAACACGUCUAUGGUGGACCGCCAAAGACUAGCGUUGAUGCCUCAUCACUAGUGCUGACGAUGCCGCCAGCGAUGACGAUGAGCCAACACGGUUCUGGUGUGAAUACUCCA
This is a messenger RNA of Strongylus vulgaris, 540 nucleotides long. The record is from the annotation of a GenBank genome assembly. Lineage: Eukaryota; Metazoa; Nematoda; Chromadorea; Rhabditida; Strongylidae.